UGACACGUUACUGAUAAUAUUUAUUUACAUGAAUAUGUCUUUAGAAGAGCCAAAAAAGCAAUGCAAAUUUUAUGUUGUGCGAAAAAAACGAAAUUGUCGUAUGCAUGUGAAAGAAGGAGAUGAAUUUUGUGCGGAACAUUUAAAGCCAAAAGAUGUUGAGGAUGUUAAAGAAGAAGACACAAAAAGCAGGAUAGUUUGUCCUUUAGAUAGAACACAUACAUGUUAUGCUCAUAAGCUACAAAAACAUCUGAAAAUAUGCAAUGCUAGGAACACAAAAGAUGAAAUAUAUAUUGUUAGAGGUAUUAAUUCUGGUAGCAAUGGGAAAAUCUGUGAUGACUCUUAUAAAUUGUUGUCAACAUUUUCUAAUUCUGAUAUUUUGGAGACAAUUAAAAAAGUCAACAAAGUUUAUGAAGAACAAAUCAAAGGAAACAUUUCUGAAAAAAUACUUACUCAUGUUUUACUUGAAGAAGAAAUGUCUAAACCUGAGUAUGGAGAUAAAACUAAGAAACACCUUAAGCAGGCUUCAUCCAUACUUGGUUUAUUGUAUGAGUAUAAUUUGGUCAAACCAGAUACUUGUUACAUUGAAUUUGGUGCAGGCAGGGGUCAAUUGACUUAUUGGAUUUGUAAGUCAACAGAACAACAAGAUGGAAUUUCACUUCUUUUAGUUGAAAAGGCGUCUCCUAAGCAUAAAAAAGAUAAUAAAUUAGCAAAAACAACAGAUAAAGUCCAAAGGAUAAGAGCAGAUAUAUCAGAUCUGGUUUUAGACAAGCUUGAUGUAAUAUCAAAAACACAACACAUUGUUGGGGUUACCAAACAUUUAUGUGGUGGGGCUACAGACUUGGCUAUCAGAUGUCUAACCAAUGUCAAAGAGAACAAACACAAAGUAUUGGGUGCUAUUAUGACUUUUUGUUGUCAUCAUAGAUGUACAUGGACUCCAUUUGUUGGAAAAGAAUUUUUCCAGGAAAAUGAUUUUACAAAAAAAGAUUUUGAAAUUUUAUGCGGUAUUGUUAGUUGGGCAACUUGCGGGACAGGUUUUAGCAGGGAGAGAAGAAACAAUAUAGAAAAAGAAACAGAUUUAAAACAAUCUACAGUUGCAAAGGAUGAUGAAUUGGGACUUAGUAGAGAACAAAAAGAAGAAAUAGGCAGGAGAAGUAAAAACUUGAUAAAUUGGGGAAGACUACUUUAUUUGCAAAAAAUGGGAUUUCAAUGCUAUUUACAUUAUUACACAGAUAAAAAUGUGUCUUUGGAAAAUGUUUGUAUAGUUGCGUAUACAAAUAAAUGAUUUUAAAUCUUUUA
This is a messenger RNA of Aethina tumida (small hive beetle), 1296 nucleotides long. Its product is annotated as tRNA:m(4)X modification enzyme TRM13 homolog. Gene Ontology annotation, biological process: tRNA methylation. The transcript is spliced from 7 exons. The coding region runs from base 29 to 1282 and encodes 417 amino acids. The record is from RefSeq and is a predicted model, not a curated record. NCBI's taxonomy places the organism in Eukaryota, Metazoa, Arthropoda, Insecta, Coleoptera, Nitidulidae.